ACAACGUCAAAGUCAAAAAUGCAGCGGGAAAUGAAAGUUGGUUAAGGAUUCUCAAGAACAGAAUAUUUUGGUUUUGUUUUAUUUUUUAUUUUAUCAUAUAGUUAUAUUUUUAAAAUACUAUGUGCACUCUAUGUUUUAACUAAAGAGAUGGAUUUGUUGGAACCAGAACUUCAAAAAACAUAUGACAAAUGCAAAUAUAUUGUAAGAGUAUGGGAACACCGUUUUCAGAAAAAAUAUAAAAGAGUUCCUUCAAAGCUCGAUAUUAAAGAAGCAAGCAAAGAAGUUAGACGUGCUUAUAGUAGAUACUUUCAAUUAAAAUCUUCUAUACUUGAACAAAGUUUUAAAGGUGUAGAUGGGUUUGACGAUGUUGAAAGUGAAAACGAAAAUAUUGGAAAAGAGCCGCAAACUAAAAGUGAGACAAAAUGUACAUUAAAUGCAGAAAUUAAAGAAGACCCCCCUACAAAAAAUUAUAUUGAAGAAUUUGUUCAAAGUGAGGAAGCAUGGGGUGUCCAUAUAACUAAUAAACAAAAUGUUGAGAAAAUUGAAGAAGAGAAACCAAACUUAAACUUGACUAUCACUAAAAAGUUGUUUUGUGGCUCGAAGUUUAGUAAAAGAAAUCCAAGAAAAUCAUUAUCAGCAUCUCAGAAAGUUAAAAAUGAAAAAACUACAUUAUCACAACCUUUACCUUCAUUUUCUAGUUUUUCUAGUGAAGAAGCCUUAAAUAUUCUGCAAAAUGAAAAUUCUGAAAGUUCUUUUAUGUGUGUAAAUUAUACACAAGGAACGCUGUCCCAGCCUCUUAACGCUAUGCAAAUGUUUAUUGAAGGUUCCCAAACCAGAUCUUUAAAAAGUGUAGAUGAAGGUUGGUUAAGGAGAGCUGCUCAAUUCACAAGUGAACUACAAGAAAUAGACGACUUUUCUGUGAAAGAUGAUGUUAAAGUUGAAUCUACAAAAUUGGAUUAUAACAGUGAUGAUGUUAUUGAAAAUUCUGACGAAGAAGAACAUUCUUCUAAUUAUCUUUCAUCACUUCACAUUGCUAAGAAAAGAAAAGUUCUUUCUCAAACUCUAGAAACAAGUAAUAGAGAAGAUAACACAAAAGAUAAAAUUAAUAAUACAGAAAAAGAUAUUGUUGUUAUAAAUCAACCAGUAUUAGAUAGAGAUAAUGUGAAUGAUAUUAUUAAUAAUACAGAAAAAGAUAUUGUUGAUAUAAAUCAACCAGUUUUAGAAGACAAUAAAGGAGAUGUUGAAAUAAUGGAAAAAACAGAAUUUCAAGAACUACCUGAGCAAAUACAAGAUGUGUCAAGUACUAGCAUUUUAAAAAAUAAUGUGGAAAUAAGUCCUCAAAUACAAGUUACACCUAGCAAAAAUCUACGCAAAAAGAAGGAAAAACCAGUAGAUAAUGCAGUUGAUACAAAACAAACUUUAGCAAACUCUAGUUCGUCUAGUGAUUCACCGAUCAAAAAUGUACGCAAAAAGAAGGAAAAACCAGUAGAUACUGUAGUUGUUACAAAACAAACUUUAGCAAACUCUAGUCCGCCACCUAGAUUAUUAAAAAAGAAUAACAGAAAUAUAAAAAAGACACCUAAAAAUAAAUCAAAAACACAAAUGCCAACUCCUCCUUUAACACCACAAAGAAUAUCUGCAAGAAAAAAUAAGCUUAAAGUCAACUUACAAGAGUUUUCUAGUGGAGAAGAAGAUGCAUUUUUAACAGACACUGAUGACAAAGAUCCACCAUUUGAUCCGGAAAAAGAUAAAAAGAAAAGAGCCCCAUUUUAUAUUUCUACAGAUGAGGAUAAUGAAAUAUCUCCUAAAAAAGCUUCUAACACUAAGAAAAAGGAAAAAACCGUUCCAUCUUCUGUUGCUGUUACUAAAAGGGGUAGAAAGAAGAAGGAAAAAGAAGAAAAAGGAAAUGUUGAUGAGCUAGAAAAUGAUGAUAAUACUCCUUAUGACUUAGAAUUUUCUAUUAAACCUCGUGUCGUUGCACCUAGAUAUGGAAGCAUUAAAAACAUUUUAUCACAAAAUAAUGUAAGAAAAGGAAAAAAAUCAGUGACCCAAAAGGAUGUUGAUGACACACAAGAUAAUAAUGUUAAAAUAAAAGGUAAGCAGCAGCAAGCCAAAGAAAAACUACAACAAAAAAUAUCAUCUGGAAGUUUAAAUGACAACUUUGUUCGAAUAAACAUGAAGAAGAAAGUGUUUGUCAGAGGAAAAAGUAAAUUUAAUUUGAGCAAAUACAAAAAAACCCAAUAUAAAAAGGCAAAAUCUCUUGCUGGACCUGACAUGUAUAUGGGUGGUUGUGAUGGUGGAAUGGAGACUUGCUUUACAUGUGGCCAAGUUGGUCAUUUUGCCCAGAAUUGUAAAGCGAUGAAAGGUGACUCUUUGCUACCUUUAGAUGCGAAUAUAGAAGAAGAAUGUCCCAUACCAACACUGGAAGAAGCUUCAAAAAUGGCUCAAGAAGGAAAUUUGAACAUCAGAAAACCAAAAAUAGCUUUGAAAGAAAUUCAGAAUUCUGAUUCAGCAGAAAAUGUACAAGAAGAAGAUUCUUGUUUUGACGACGAGUUUGAUUCAGAACAAUUAUUACUGGAGACUGUGAAGCUUGAAGAACAUGUUAAGAAGUUGGAUGUUCAAAUGUAUAUGGAUAAUGUUAAAGUUGUGGAACCAUAUUACAAAUUGAAUGAAGACGGCAGUGUUGUUGACACACCUCCUGAAGUGUUUGAAACCCUAAGAAGAUUCGGCCAUUCCUCUUUCCGUCCUGGUCAAGAAGAAGCAGUAAUGCGCAUUUUAUCUGGACAAUCUACAUUGGUAACUUUAAGUACAGGUUCUGGAAAAAGUUUGUGUUACCAAUUGCCUGCUUUUCUUUAUUCUCAAAGAGAACCUUGUAUAUCUUUAAUCAUAUCGCCUCUGGUGUCACUGAUGGAUGAUCAGAUUGUGGGCAUUGCUAAAUUUAUGAAGGCUGCUUGUCUUCAUUCCAACCAAACAGCUGUGCAGCGGAAGAAGAUUUUAGAAGCGAUAUCUUUGGGAGAAUUAAGUAUUUUAUUGGUGUCACCAGAAGCUGUUGUUUCGGGAGAAAAGCAGAAAGGAUUUAAUUCAUUUUUGCGCAAGCUUCCCCCAAUUGCUUUCGCUUGCAUUGAUGAAGCUCAUUGCGUGUCACAAUGGUCUCAUAAUUUCCGUCCAAGUUACCUAAUGAUUUGUAGGGUAUUGAGAGAAAGUCUCGGAGUCAAAACGAUCCUGGGUCUAACGGCAACUGCUACGAAAGCUACACAGUCCAGUAUCAUACAACAUCUGCAAAUUCCAGAUGGUGAAGAUGGAGUUAUAAGCGACAUUCCUCUGCCGGAUAAUUUACAUCUUUCGGUUUCGAAGGAUGUUAACAGAGAUAAUGCCUUGAUGGAGUUGUUGUUGUCUGAUAGAUUCAAAGACUGUAAAAGUAUUAUUGUGUACUGUACGAGAAGGCAGGAGUGUGAGAGGAUUGCCGGAUUUUUAAGAACGUGUCUUAAAGGGGAAGAACCAGUAAAUAACAGUAAUACCAAGAAACGGAAGCGGAUGAACCUUCAAGCUGAACCGUAUCACGCAGGUUUGUCGGCGUCUCGUAGAAGGACUAUACAGAACGCCUUUAUGUCUGGACAACUGAGAAUAGUAGUGGCGACGGUUGCAUUCGGUAUGGGCAUCAAUAAGUCUGAUAUUAGAGCUGUGAUACAUUACAAUAUGCCUAGUAGUUUCGAGAGCUAUGUGCAAGAAGUCGGAAGAGCCGGCAGAGACGGUUUAAAAGCUCAGUGUCAUGUAUUUUUGGAUUCUAAGGGAGGAGAUGAAAACGAACUUCGCCGUCACAUUCAUUCCAAUUCUAUCGAUCAUCACGUGAUUAGAAAACUUUUAGAAAGAAUCUUCAUACCUUGCGGCUGUAAAGGACAAUGUCCGAAACAUGAAGUAGCAUUUUCGAUAGAAGCGAUUGUAAGAAGUUUGGAUAUUCCAGAAGAAAACAUUGCUACUUUAUUGUGCUAUUUGGAGCUUCACAAAAACAAAUACAUUGAACUUCUCAGUCCUGCAUAUACGACGUGCAAGGUUAUUUCUUACACAGGACCAUUACAAAUUCGAAAAGUGGCCAAAGAUUGUCCACCCUUAGCUAUGGCGUUAGCUCUUCAUAAAAACGACGAAAAUAAUUCAAACAUUUUGGAAUUUCCAAUAGUGGAUGUCGCCUCAGCCAUGGGAUGGGAGAGUGGAAUUUGCAAAUACAAAUUAAAGAAUUUGGAAUGGACUACUGUAAACAACCAACCGAAGCGGUCAUCCAUAAACGUACAAUUUUCCAAUUUGGGCUUCAGACUUUUCGCUCCAGGAAAUCUCGAAGGUGAUCAAUUGGACGAAGCUUUAGAAACCCUUUAUAAUCGAGUGGUGGAACAAGAAAGGACCGCUUUACUUCAGUUAAACGCCAUUCAUCAGACUUUGUUAAAGGUGGCCAAAUCAUCCUUUAAAGCUUGUACAUCAGAAGACGGUGAUGCUUUGAUAAAAACCAGAGUGAGAGAAUAUUUUAAUUCUCCAAAUCCGUUGGAGUUAGUUUCCGAAAUCAAGUAUCCCAAACUUGAUGAAGAACGGCUGAUCCAGGACAUACAUUGUCUUAUUAGCAUGUACAGGGAUAACAGCUUUACUGGUAGAGCUGUAGCUAGAAUUUUUCAGGGUAUUCAAAGUCCGAACUAUCCUGCUCGGAUGUGGGGUCGGUGUAAGUUCUGGAGAAGUCAUUUGGAUAAAGAUUUUCACGCGAUUGUUAAAAUUGCUGCUAAAGAAAUAGUCAAAUUGAGGUAAAUGAAUUUAUAUUAAAAAAAAAUAUUCUUUUAAAUAAAUAACGCAUAGUGUGAUUCUAUUUAUAUUUUAUAACAUGCAUUUUAUUAGAUAUUAAAUAUGUUAUUCUCU
Molecule: messenger RNA, 4893 nt
Organism: Diabrotica virgifera virgifera (western corn rootworm)
Lineage: Eukaryota; Metazoa; Arthropoda; Insecta; Coleoptera; Chrysomelidae
Product: ATP-dependent DNA helicase Q4
Exons: 11
Coding region: 148-4785 (1545 amino acids)
Biological process (GO): double-strand break repair via homologous recombination
Cellular component (GO): cytoplasm; chromosome; nucleus
Molecular function (GO): ATP binding; four-way junction helicase activity; nucleic acid binding
Source: RefSeq, a predicted model, not a curated record